AUGAAUCGCAGCCAAAACAUCCAUUUGCCCGUAGCUCAGGAGCCUGACUGGGAGAUAAACAACGCCGAGCAAGAUCCCUCAAAAAUUAAAAGCGCAGCAGACAGUUUCGUCAUCCUACAGUCCCUCAAGCAAUCAAGAGAAAAAUGGCUACGCUCAACGUUCCCAAAAUUUUCCAGCCGCUCAAGGGGAGGAAAGCCCGCCGAUGCUAUUCCUCCACCGCAUACGAUGUAUAAUCGCGGCAGAUGCACUUUGGAGAUUGGUCCGCACAUAUUCACAGAAACGACCAUAUUUGAAGUACACUAUCACCCCAUCCUUGUGCACACAGCACAUAUACCUACCUAUACGCAGCAACCAGGUGCUACUAGUUCUGUCUCUGCGUCACAAGGAUCGUCUUCUACUCCCCUCCUUUCGCCGCUACCAAACUCUCCAAGUAUCCCACCGACACUUAUCAACCAAGUGAAUGCAGCAGCCCUCUCCAAUCCGACACUGGCCAACUUAUUACACCUAGCUGCCUCAGGAAACGCAUCCAUGGACCAACUCAAAAACCUUGGCGUAACGAUACAGCAACUCGCAUCUUCAUCCGGGGUGGACCUGGGUGCUUCUUCAAUGCAAUCCGCACAGGCGCAGAACACAGCAACAGCUGUGGCAAGUGGUGCAGCGUCGCCUAUUCAACCAGUGUAUCAAACCAAGGAUUUUGAUAUCGUAAUCGAAUUCCGUGAGUGUCCCACAGACCGUUGGAUUUUCCCUCGUGGUCUUGCUGUAGGCACUUUCACUCCGGUGCCGGGGUCAAUGGGAUCAUAUGGCGAAAUAACCCUGUCUACGCGUGUCCCGUUUGAACAGCAGACCAAAGUAGUUCUGGAGUCUCAACCCGAUGGACAAGUUCAGCCGAAGACACCAGAACCUCAAGAAGUGGUCACAUUUGUUUUCACCGGGGCGGGUGCUCCUAUAUGGGAUUCUGUAUUACGUUGGAUCGGCUCUGAAGAGAAGUUAGAAGAAAACCGCAAGAUUCUCGAAUCCAUUAAUAAACCUCGACGAGUUUACUUGGCACAUAGAAUAGCAGAGGGCUCUCUACUAGCCCAAAUUCAAAAUGCUGCAGUUCCUACAUUCUCUACGAAGCUUCUCAGGUCAGCCGCAGAGAGCAGCAAUAAACCUAAACGCAAAGCAGCACCUCGUAAACCUCCUCAGGCCCAGGCCCAACCACAACCACAACCUCAACCACAACCCCGGUCUCAGUCUCAGACACAGUCUCACCCUCCGCCUCCACCUCCAACUCAAAACGCAGGCCUCGUGCAACAAAGCGCAGAGCCAGCUCCACCUCCACCAAAGAAAAGGCGUCAAACACAGCCAAAAUCCACGCCUUCGUUGCCCAAGAUAGCUUGCUUUGCGUGCGGUCAAACAGAUGUCCCUCUAAUUAUGGGUGGAAGAUAUUGCCGACCGUGUGUUGAAGCCGGCUGCGCUAUCGAUGAUAUACCGCAAGUAGGCAGUAGCCGGUACUCCUACCAAUCCUCCGCACAACACUCAAGGCAAGGCAGCACCUCACACACUCCAGAUAAUACCCGACAUCAGUCCACUAUUGUUUCAAAGACUCACGCGGUAUUUGUUCCGUACCCUAAAGCCUCAGCAACAGAGCAAACAAGUAAUAUACCGAUUCCCGAUGUCAAGCCGAGCUAAAUAUCAUUAGCAAGAUAACUUACGUGUACAUCGAAUAUGUGUGUGUGAUAUGUGAUUA
This is a messenger RNA of Suillus fuscotomentosus, 1729 nucleotides long. RefSeq lists its product as uncharacterized. The coding region runs from base 1 to 1671 and encodes 556 amino acids. The transcript is spliced from 6 exons. The record is from RefSeq and is a predicted model, not a curated record. Lineage: Eukaryota; Fungi; Basidiomycota; Agaricomycetes; Boletales; Suillaceae.